Sorghum bicolor (sorghum) is the source of this 1264-nucleotide messenger RNA. RefSeq lists its product as uncharacterized. Bases 308 to 877 code for a protein of 189 amino acids. NCBI's taxonomy places the organism in Eukaryota, Viridiplantae, Streptophyta, Magnoliopsida, Poales, Poaceae. The record is from RefSeq and is a predicted model, not a curated record. The transcript has 3 exons.
UUUGUGUCACCGUCCUGCUCUCUGCAGGCACUGUACGCUACGGGAUAUCCUUCUCAGUGCGACGACCUAGCUUGUUAUUAGUUUAACCAACUCCACUGGCUGUAACUAAGCUAGUAGUGUCUCUGCUAAUUGCGCCCGUGUUUACAAAAAGGAAGCAGCGGUAGUGUCUGUGUGUGUGUGUGCACACUACUCCUGCCAGCGCCAAGGCAAAGCCUCCUGCUCGAGCUUGCAGAAAGAGCAGUGUGUCUGGCUCUUGCUCUGUUUGUUUCUUUCCUCGCCUGAGUCCUACGUACGUACUUCAGGAGAAAUGAGGAAGGAGAUGAUCAUACGGGUGCAGACGACGGGCUCCGAGAAGGGCCACAGCAAAGCUAUCAAGGUGGCUGCUGCAAUCUCAGGGGUGGAGUCCGUGACGAUCGCCGGCGAGGACAAGAACCUGCUGCUGGUGAUCGGCGUCGGCAUCGACUCCGACCGCAUCACCAAGAAGCUGCGCCGCAAGGUGGGCCACGCCGAGGUGGUGGAGCUGCGGACCGUCGACGCCGCCGCCCUCGCGGACGACCUCGUCGGCGGCGGCCGCGCCAUCGCCGCCGCCGACCACGCGUACCGCUACCACGCGAGCCCGAGCCCCUACAGGCAUCACCACCACUCGGGUGCGCGCGACCACUACUACGGCGGCAUGGACCACUACUACGCCGGUGGCGGAUCCGCGUACGCGCCGCCGGCGCCGCCGCCGCUCUACUACGGCGGCGGCGGCGGGGGAUACCCGGCGCAGGCGCAGUACGAGCAGCACGACUACUUGUACCACCCGGCGGGCGCCAAGACGCACACGGUGGUGCACCACGAGUACGCCAGCGACCCCAACGGCUGCUCGAUCAUGUGAUGGCGCCGUUGGUGUUUCGAUCCUGUGAUCUGGGAGGUAGGUGACCCUGCAUGGCAUGGCCACCUGGUGUCGACGUGUGUUCGUGUCACACGUCGGUGCGGUGCAGUGACUUGGCGGGUCACUCACAUGCAGACACUACGCGCGCUACUUUCUGCUUCUGGUUCUGUUCUGUGUGACCAGUGUACAGCAUAAGCAGUGCAUCCGUGGAUGCGUCAAUCUGUGUAGUGUGUACGUACGGUGCCAAGUGCAAGCUUUUACUGCUUGAUUGGGACGAACUAAUUGAAGGAAGAACAUGACCCUUUUUCUUCCGGUCAGUUUGUAACACUAUUUCUCCCGUUCUGUUGAUGAAAAAAAUGCAUGUGAUCUGCACGUUCUCAAAAAAAAAAA